Messenger RNA from Anguilla rostrata (American eel), 5198 nucleotides. RefSeq names its product netrin g2b (gene ntng2b). NCBI's taxonomy places the organism in Eukaryota, Metazoa, Chordata, Actinopteri, Anguilliformes, Anguillidae. Gene Ontology annotation, cellular component: basement membrane. The record is from RefSeq and is a predicted model, not a curated record. Gene Ontology annotation, biological process: tissue development; substrate adhesion-dependent cell spreading; animal organ morphogenesis. Bases 950 to 3337 code for a protein of 795 amino acids. The transcript is spliced from 13 exons.
GGAGGGAGAUUUUCCAUGAAGCUUUUUCUAUCUGCCCUUGAGCGUACAGGGCAAACCCGAUCUGAUAAAGUAAGGGGAGAGGAAGAAGGGUGGACAGUAGCCCUCGUUUAAAGUCAAAAUAUUUAUACUUAUACUCUUUUACGCUGGAAUUUGCAUUUGUUACUAAAAUCUAGGGCAAGAUCCUAUCGUGCAGUAUCGCCAUCCUCAGUGUUAUUAAAAAGUACCGAGCAGAAGAGAAAACAAACGCAUCCAACGCAAGGGAGUAGAGUGAGCUCCAACACGAAAGUGGGUGCGUCGGUGAGGUUGCGGAAAGGCUGGGACGUUGCAAAAGGAUGUCUAUAUGAAGGAAUACAACACGUUUCGCAUUGGGCCGACCAACUGUUUCUCGAAGCGGAGGAGGUGAAGAUAUGGUGUAAAGCGCACUUUACCCAUGGAUCUGUCUGGAGAAAUGAGACUCACCAACACCUUCAUCGGGCACCUUUGUUUUCCGACUUCUUGAAAAGGACAUUACGUGUGCUCACAUUCCAGUGUUAUUAUCAGUAGUUUCACUUAAACACAGAUUUGGCAGAGCUAUGAGCACCGCAGAUACAAUGAAGUUCACUAUCAACUUUAACCACGACCCCGACAAUUGGUUUUAAUCUCACACAGAUAAUAUCGUUGCAAAUAUUAUAAAGAAACACAGAAAAAGUGUACAGCACAUCUAUUGACUGCAGUCUCAGUUCUAUCUCAUUUUAUCUCUCUUUUUAUUUGUUUGCACCUUUGUUUAACCUUAAUUCAAGUUUGAAACUUUAUGUAUGUAUCUGAAGGAGACGGAUUAAGACGGAUGAUCGCAAUGAAUUAACUGGUUGAUUCAAUAUGAUUACAAAUCGGGUUCCAUGCUGAUCUCUUUGGUGCGUGCUGACCUUGCGGUGGCACCCUUCGCCCUUCUCCGGACAAUCAGUCUUGGACCAUGCGCGUGGCGCCCGCGAAUGCCAUGCUAUUACAGGUUGCUUUGUUCUUCCUGUGCAUUGCUUUGACUCUGGGCCAGUACGACAUAUGCAAGUCCCUAGUGAGCACGGAUGAUGGCCCGAUAUGGGAGUUCUACGCCUGCCAACCCAAGCCAGCUUCCAUGAAGGACUUCAUGCGAGUAAGGGUGGAUCCCCCCGGCAUAACCUGUGGAGACCCCCCUGAGAGGUUCUGCACUCUGGAGAACCCGUACCUGUGCAGCGAUGAGUGUGACGCUUCAAACCCAGACCUGGCGCACCCCCCCCAGCUCAUGCAGGACCGCGAGCGCAGCGGCUUGAUCACGUACUGGCAGACCGUGACAUGGAGCCGCUUCCCGGAGCCUCUCCUGGCCAACAUCUCCCUGGCCUGGAACAAGAGCCUGGAGCUGACCGACGACAUCCAGAUCACGUUUGAGUACGGCCGGCCCACCAUGAUGGUGCUGGACAAGUCCCUGGACUACGGCCGCACGUGGCAGCCCUACCAGUUCUACGCUGACGACUGCAUGGACGCGUUCGGCAUGCCCCCCAAGAAGGUGCAGGACCUGUCUGCCACCAACGUAACCAGAGUCAUCUGCACCGAGGAGUACUCACGCUGGGUGGGCUCAAAGAACGACAAGAACGUGCGCUUCGAGGUACGGGCACGCUUCGCCAUCUUUGCUGGGCCCAAGCUGCUCAACAUGGACAACCUGUAUACGCGCAUGGAGAGCAUGAAGGGCCUACGGGACUUCUUCACCUUCACCAACCUGCGGCUGCGCCUUCUCCGACCGGCACUGGGAGGCACCUACGUGCAGAGGGAGAAUCUCUACAAGUACUUCUACGCCAUCUCCAACAUUGAUGUCCCUGCCAGGUGUAAGUGUAACCUCCAUGCAGGACAGUGCACUUUUGUGGAUGGGAACCUGCAAUGCGAGUGUGAGCACAACACAACGGGUCAGGACUGCAGUCGCUGCAAGAGGGGUUUCCGAGCCAAGUCCUGGAGGCCUGGCUCCUACUUGCCCACACCCAAUGGAUCACCCAACACCUGUGCAGCGGCUGGUUCAACACUUGGCAUACCACGGUUAAUGGCUGCUGAGCUUGUGCUGGUUACAACUGUGAAAACCACAAGAACAACCACUGCUGCUACCCCUACUACAACCCGACAGUCCAGGGUAAACAGUAUAGCAGAGCUCGCUACCCUCAGCAGCACCAUGGCUGAAGCACGUGAACCAGAGCUCAGCUCACUCCUCAGUGACACGCUCAGAGACAGUCCCAUCUCUCUCACCGAGCAGCCAGAGCUUCUUGCGGUGCCUGCUCAAACCACCAUGGCACUUCCCACUGUGCCCAUCCAGACAGACAGCACUACUGCCCAGACAGACAGCACUACUGCCCAGACAGACAGUCCAACCGUCCAAACAGACAGUCUGGUAUUCCAGUCAGACAGCCUGGAACUCCAGACAGAAAUUCCAACCUUUCAGACAGACAACCAGGUGCUCCAGACAGAAACCUUUCCGACAAGCAGUCUGCCUGCUUCGACAGACACCAUACCCAUCCAGACAGACACACAGCCCCCCUCAACAACCCUUUCCCCACCAACAGAAGAGAUUGUUGCAGUGGAUAAAGACAAGGAAGUUACCCCAAAGCCGGAAGUCAAGGAUACUCAGAACAAAGAGAAGAAGAAAUUUCCCUUUUGGAAGUGGGCAGAGAAAGAGGAAGGGAAGGAAAAAAAACGUACGAGAGAUAAAGAAAAAGAUAAAGAUUCUGAAAAAAAGAUGAAGAGAAAAGGGAUUUUAAGGCUCUUGUUCUCUGGUGAGGGGCAGACCAGUAAGUUAGCAGGAAUUGCAUACGGCCAAUUUGAAGACUGUGAGUGCUACGGCCACUCGAACCGCUGCAGCUAUAUCGAUUUUCUCAACAUCGUGACCUGUGUCAGCUGCAAACACAACACCAGGGGGCAGAACUGCCAGCACUGCCGCCUCGGAUACUUCCGGAACGCCUCAGCUGAGCUGGACGAUGAGAGCGUGUGCAUAGAGUGUAACUGUAACCAGAUUGGCUCCAUUCACGACCGCUGCAAUGAGACGGGUUACUGCCAGUGUAAGGAGGGUUCUGCUGGGCCCAAGUGUGAAGACUGCCUCCCUGGAUACUACUGGAAGCAAGGUUGUUUCCCCAACGUUUGUGACGAUGAGCUGCUGCUCUGCCAGAAUGGUGGCACCUGCUACCAGAGCCAGAAGUGCAUGUGUACACCAGAGUUCAAGGGGGUGCUGUGUGAACAAAUUCGCUGCGAAGGUGGGGACUGCGAUGGUGCCUCGGCUUCCUACCUCAGCUUUGCCACCCUGCUCCUCUGCCUCUUGGCCAAUCAACUGGCCCAAUUAACUGCAAACUGAGCCACACCUGGACCCGCGCAGGCGAGGGAGGGGUGAGGCCACUGCAGCAGAGUCCCCUUCCCAACUCCGGUUUGUAGGUGCCAUUUUAUCUCAGAUGGCCCAGGCCUGUUUCAAGGUACAGGGGGCUUCAGGGGUGACGAGAAGCUGGAGGAACGUCGCUUUCUUCUCCUUGAACACCAGUGCUGAAGGAGUAAAAAUACCAAAAACAAAACCACAAUGUAAGAAAAGACUAGGAAGGAACCUGUUGAAUAUUUAAGAGACUUUCUUCUUGUUGUAGUUCUGAGUUUACUCCCCCCCCAAACCGCUCACUUAAAUUCUGCACUUAACCAUGUCAUUUCUGAAUGGAGAUGGGUUAUAAUCGCUGCUGAGGCCUAUUUAAAACUUUAAGCCAGGUUUAACUUUCCCUGGAAACAGGAUUUGUUUUUCACAUUUCCUUUCUUUGCUGCAAUUCUGUCUCCUGUCCAUAGUUUCAUGAAUGCCCACUGACUGAAUUGAAAAAGAAAUGUAAUCACUGUUUUCCUGUGCAACAAGAACAGGAACAAGAAUGAGUAUCUCCACUGUUAGAGGUUCAGAUUUCACAAGGUAUUCAGGAAGCAGACACAGAAUAUAACGUAUCCAAAUGAAAUCUAAAAAAAAAAUAAAAAAAACAUCUAAAGAAAUAUUACUCUUAUAUAUUACAUUGUUUGAAUAUUUUUUGUAGAAAUUAUUUUUGUUCCAAGUUAACAUUAAUUGAAAAUAAAAAAUAUAUAUAUAAAGAUGAGAAUUUUAUUACUCCAUACACCUUACAGUAAAUGUGAUUGUUACCUGCCCAUGCUUUGUUUCUGCUUAAGUCAUUUCCUUAAACAAGUUAACAAAAAAUUAUGCUCUGUCAAGAUUGCCAAUUUCUCCAGACUAUGACUCACAUACACCCACACAAAUGUGUUCUUGGGAAUAAACCUAGCAAUAAUGUCCACUACCACCAUUUGACAUUUUAACAUUGAUCUCAAAACUGUAUAUUAUGAUUCAAACAUAUUGUCCUGCUCAUUGAAACUUCGCCAAUGAACCACAAAGUAGUUGCAACAAUGUCAUGCUGUUUUUAAAAUGAUGCACUUUUUCUGUUGCAGAAGAUCUGGUUAUCAGAAAUAUUGACUAUAUUGAGCAACAAUAGCAAUUAAAAUGCUGUGGGAACCAACACUGACAUUUGUUAUUUUGAUUCAGGGGUGCUCUUCAGUUCGUUUCUUAAACUUCUUAAUUACAAGAAGAAAUAUUUAAAGCUUCUGUUCAAUCCAAGACUUAUACCAGCUGAAAAAGAAAGGAUGUAUUUAUUAUUCAAAACAGAUUCUGAAAUAAUCUAUAUUCAUCAAUAUUUUUUAAAACUGUCAUAGUGUAAAAGUAAUGCAUUAAUAUGAAUGUGCUCUAAAUAUUGAUGUCACCAUAUUUUAAAUGGCUCAUGUAGUCACAGCAAGAGAGAUCUGGUGACCUGCAAUGACAUAAUUAACAUGCACAGUAGGGCAUUUCUGUAGUGGGUCCACUAGCUGCAUUUACUACAGUGAUGACAUAACCAACUAGUCUACCUUACAAGCAGGCGUGAGCGUGCAGGCAGCAUUUUGUUUGCAUUAGGCCUAUUGGUCACAAUUCAUGAUCUUGUUAUAGAAACAUUUCAUUUGCUUGUCUGUCAAAAUGAUGGAUGAUUUAAUUUUUUUUCAAACAAAAGCAUCUGGAAUUCGGUAAAUGACGGGUAGAUCUCAUUGUUGUUGGCCCAAAUGAAACUGCACAGCUAGCCCAUAGAAUAUUCCACCCAUUUCGCUCAUAUGAUCCACGUAGAAAUUGGAAAGGCGAUUGUAAAGUGACAGGAACAAAUAAAAGUUUGUAAUUGCUUAAA